This is a messenger RNA of Daucus carota subsp. sativus, 1390 nucleotides long. RefSeq names its product protein N-terminal asparagine amidohydrolase. The transcript is spliced from 9 exons. Lineage: Eukaryota; Viridiplantae; Streptophyta; Magnoliopsida; Apiales; Apiaceae. The coding region runs from base 28 to 1125 and encodes 365 amino acids. Gene Ontology annotation, molecular function: protein-N-terminal asparagine amidohydrolase activity. The record is from RefSeq and is a predicted model, not a curated record. Gene Ontology annotation, cellular component: nucleus. Gene Ontology annotation, biological process: ubiquitin-dependent protein catabolic process.
GUAUAUGUAAUAAAAACUAAAAUUAAAAUGAGACGGACAAAUACCGGCAGGACAGCAGAAUUGAUCGUGUACCGACAGAACAGAAGCAUGAUUUAUGUUGGCGGAGUUCCAGUUACAGUAGACGACUCCACUCAGGAUGAUGAUGCAUUGGCUGUUCUGAUGAAGCAUCCUUUAUUGGUAUCUGUUUCACAUUCUUUUCGAGCUAUCUCAGAGAGGAAAUUUUCAGCUUCUGACGAAUCUAAUAUGGAGAGAUCAACUAGUAAAGCAGUUUAUGUCUUUCAGAGGGAAUUUGCAACUGUCGACCCUUCCUGCGUGGAUUUAGUUGGGACUGAUGAAGCAACAACUUGUCUGGGCAUUGUCAUUCGUAACCGCAGAAACAGAAUGACUUCUGUUGCUCACAUGGAUUCACCAGAUGUUGUUGAUAUCGGUUUGACCCAGAUGCUGUCAUUAGCUGUGAAGCGUGAAACUGAUGACGUUUUUGAUGUCCAUCUUGUUGGUGCUUUCAAUGAUGCUUCGUCUCAAAGCAUGGAUCGUGGCAGUAAAUCCAGAAAACACAUAAAAUUAGAUGGCUACUCUUUUCCACUUUGUCAGAAGAUUAUUCAAACUUUAGAAAAGAGUAGCAUAAAGUUUCACAUUCAAACACUUCAUGUUUUGGACCAUAACACAAGAUGGGAUUCUCAAGGAAAUGCAUACCCAAUAUUCCACGGAUUUCUGGUCGAGACAUCCACUGGUUCCAUUAACCCAGCCAGUUUUGAUAAAACGUCAAGAUGUCCGGAUGAAAUUGUCAGAAGGAUUCGAUUGACUGCAUCAUUUGAGGACCCUAGCUGUAUAGGAAGGCUGCUCAAGACAUAUGACACACUGACAGAUCAAAUCAUAAUUUCUCCAUUUUCCUGGACCAGACGCCAAAUAAGUGUUGCUUUCAUGCUCCGAAACCUUUCUGAUUCAGAGAUUCUUCUCAGUUGUUCUACUUCACCUUCAGCGGAGGGGCCAGAUUUUGUUGAAAAUCAGAGAAGGCAGUGUGAAUUUGUGAUUGAACACCCAGAUUCGAGAAAAGUAUUUCCCUUAAAUCAACCACGUGUGUUUGAAAGGAUACCAAGUGGAGGUUGGAGAAGGCUACAACAAUAAUAUACCAUAUCCAUAUUUCUCCGCUUGUGCAUUCAUUUAAUGAAUCAAGUAGAUUGUCACUUGGUCCUUAGCAGCCCUGAUUUAAGUUGUAUCUAAUCUAGAUUUGUAGUCUACAUGACUGUAGUCUGUAGCUCAUAUGCGAUAUUUGGUUCCUCUUUCCUUGAAGGUACCAUCAAGGUUGCCUAACAUGCUUUCGUGUGGCAACUUUACACAACAUAUACACUGAUUAAAUUUUUGGGGAUUCUUUCCUCAUUUAUACAUUUAA